AUACGUUAGUCGUGGAUUGGUGUUCAAAGAAUCCACAACUCGUCUCUUCCACUCGCGAAAAUUUAUUUCUCGUCGCAAAUCUUUAUUUAAAUUUUGAGAGAUUCUCUUAUUUGUACAGUGUCACAGACCAAUCACGGUUCGAUAAUUCAGUCUCGAUCAGUAAUAUUGUAUAAACGAGAGUUUCAAUUAUACAGGUUCUUUUAAUAGAGUGAUAUUUUCGAAUAACGGCACACUAUUUGGACGAUUGUCUUUUACUCUAUUCUAUUACAUUUACUGAUUUACUGAAAACGUUUAUCGAAACUUAAAAGCAAGUGAAUUCACAGUGAAAUGGUAACGGACAAACCAGAGCCCGACUUCACGGUGGAAAAUAAUAUUUACAUAGGACAAAAAAGGGCGUAUUCCGACACUUGUAAAAGCAUCGGAGAACUAAUUUGGAAAAGAAUUGACAGCUUUAGUGAUAAAGAUGCACAGAUCGAUGCAUGCACAGAAGAACUGGUUACGUAUAAGGAACUCCAGAGAAAAAUUACAAAGUGCGCCAUUUGGCUGCAGGAACAGGAAAUUAAACCAGACGAUAUAAUUAGUGUGUGCACGCAUAACCAGAUAAAUGCUUUCGUGCCGUGUCUCGCAGCGAGUUAUAUCAAUGCUAUCUUCAACUCAUGGGAUGAGAACAUGAAUUUGCAAACUGCGCUGCAUGUGAUGCAAAUGACUAUGCCGAAGGUGAUCUUCUGCAACGAGAAAUCCGUAGGCGUGGUGCUGCAGGCAGUGCGCGAAAAGAAUUACAAGCCCAAGGUGGUGGUCUUCGGCAACCACCCCGACGCAGUUUCGUUCGCGAGGAUUUUGAGCAGCUACAGCGAUGCGCAAGCGGCGCGCUUCCGUUACGUCGAGAAUGACAAUAUCAGGAAAACGUCGUGCAUCUUGCAUUCAUCCGGUACCACGGGAAUACCGAAGGCCAUCGAGUUGUCCAAUUACUCUAUGCUGUCAUUGAAUGAAGAGAGCAAGAUCAAUAUGAACGAGACGGUAACGCUUUGGUUCUCCUCGAUUUACUGGGUCAGUGGUAUAUUGUUGAACCUGAAGGCGAUUAGUCAAGGUGCCAAGGUGAUCGUCUAUCCGAAAUUUGACGAAGAGAUGACGUGUAUCUUAAUCGAGAAGUAUAAGGUGACGUGGCUGUUCAUAGGAACUAGCAUGACAAAUCGAUUCCUCAAAGCCGGUUACGUAAAGAAUUAUUCUUUAUCUACCUUGAAAAUUAUCUUCUGUAGCGGUGCUAUCCUCAAGCCGGAAUCACAGAAGGAACUGAAAAGACUUCUGCCGCACGUCGACAUACUGCAGGCUUACGGAAUGACGGAACUGGGUGGAAUAGCAACGUGCCAGAUGCCGCACCACAAGCUCGGUUCUUGUGGAUCUGUAGUGCCGAAUAUGCAAAUAAAGAUCGUAGAUCCAGAGAGCGGAAAGACUCUCGGCUCGAACGAAAUGGGAGAGCUGUGGGCGAAAUCGGAAAAUAUAAUGACUGGUUAUUACAGAAAUCCCGAGGCGACAAAAAGCACGAUUGACAAGGAAGGAUGGUUGCACUCGGGUGAUCUUUGCUACAUCGAUGAGAAUGGCGAGGUAUUCGUGGUCGACAGGCUGAAAGAGCUCAUAAAAUACAGAGGAUAUCAAAUCUCACCUGCGGAGAUAGAAGAUUUUCUACUAACACAUCCAGCAGUGUUAGAAAUUGCGGUGGUAGCAGUGCCUCAUUCGACGGACGAUGAACAUCCUAUAGCUUACGUCACCAAGAAACACGGAGCUACGGUAACAGAGCAAGAACUGAUCGACUAUGUGGCGAAUAAUAUGAUGGACCAUUUUAAACUUCGUGCCGGAGUAGUGUUCUUGGAUAGUUUACCUUAUACAGAAUCAGGGAAAAUUGCGAAAAAGGAAUUAAGAGCAUUGGCUAAGAAAUUAGCGAUUGAAUGAAAUAUAUUGAGGACAUGAACUCUUGUUCAUGUCAUCAAAAUUACAGAUAUUUAUGCGAUUAAAAAGGGGACAAAUGUGACAGAUAAUUGUUUUAUAAUUUAAGAAAUUAUGAUUUAUGUA
This is a messenger RNA of Harpegnathos saltator (Jerdon's jumping ant), 2067 nucleotides long. RefSeq names its product 4-coumarate--CoA ligase 1. Gene Ontology annotation, molecular function: CoA-ligase activity. Bases 328 to 1947 code for a protein of 539 amino acids. Lineage: Eukaryota; Metazoa; Arthropoda; Insecta; Hymenoptera; Formicidae. The transcript is spliced from 9 exons. The record is from RefSeq and is a predicted model, not a curated record.